This is a messenger RNA of Danaus plexippus (monarch butterfly), 656 nucleotides long. Its product is annotated as cubilin-like. The record is from RefSeq and is a predicted model, not a curated record. NCBI's taxonomy places the organism in Eukaryota, Metazoa, Arthropoda, Insecta, Lepidoptera, Nymphalidae. The transcript is spliced from 4 exons. Bases 122 to 481 code for a protein of 119 amino acids.
UCGUUCAUGAAAUCACCUGCUAGGAGCCGAUCUAUCCUGCGGGCAGUCUCCGAGGUCGGUCGAUAUCGGUGCCCGUACCCACAGGCUCGUAGCCCGCCAGUCAGCCGCCGCCUGCACUACAAUGCGCCUGCACAUCGCUGUAUUGCUGCUUACCCUGCACUGUCUGGCGCAAGCAUGUGAGCCUGAACAGGCCCAGAACGGCUGCAAGAUAUAUGGAGCGGCCUGCACAUGCGGUUACGGUUGUAAGACGGAGUACAUUUACAGAACGAGGAGGUCCUGCCUGAAUGCUCUGAGAGAGCGCAGUUCCAAUGUUUGCUCCAGAAAGCCUUGUAUGAGAGGCAUCUGUACCCAAACGGUUCAAGAACCAGGAUUCGCGUGCAAGUGCGAAGGAACCGGAUAUUACGGACAGCGCUGUGAAAAAGCUUGCCCGACGGCUGCAUGGCGUGGACUUGUGUUCCCUCACGAAUGCGUUGUUAUUUAAAAAAUAUAUAUGUCAUAUAAAUAUUUAUUUAGACCUAGUUGUUGAUAGUACACACUUCACAGAUAUGUCACAAUUAAAUAAUAAUAAUUGUAUUAACAAAAGCGGUUCAUCCUAACUGCCAUCGUAUCCGUUAUUUUUUAAUUAUAAUUUGAAAUACAUGCAUAUUUUAAAAGUA